Arabis nemorensis is the source of this 1611-nucleotide messenger RNA. The record is from the annotation of a GenBank genome assembly. Lineage: Eukaryota; Viridiplantae; Streptophyta; Magnoliopsida; Brassicales; Brassicaceae.
AUGGCUAUCACCGGAGCCAUGGCAAAUGAGCUCGGAAACUCAGCCGUCAGAUCUUCCUCCGGUGGAUGGAGAUCGGCACGGCUCAUCAUCGGUGUCGAAAUGGCGGAGCGAUUCGCGUAUUACGGGAUAUCGUCGAAUCUGAUAACGUACUUGACUGGACCAUUGGGUGAGUCAACAGCUGCAGCUGCGGCCAAUGUGAACGUUUGGAUUGGAACGGUGUCGUUUCUGCCUCUUCUAUGGGCGUUUGUAGCUGACUCGUUUCUCGGUCGUUUCCGUACUAUCAUCAUCUCAUCUUCUAUCUACAUCUUGGGACUUGGGUUGCUGUCUUUUUCAGCCAUGAUUCCUUCUCACUACAAAGAUCCGAAUCAGCUCGUCUCCUCUGCUUCUCAGUUCCAAGUGAUUCUCUUCUUCUGUGCUCUGUAUCUUGUAGCAAUAGGACAAGGCGGUUACAAACCUUGUAUUAAGGUAUUUGGAGCCGAUCAAUUCGAUGGAAAUGAUCUAAAAGAGGCAAAAGACAAGAGUUCUUUCUUCAACUGGUUGACGUUUGGAAACUGUAUUAGCAUAUUGAUGACUCGUUUGGUCUCUAUAUCUAUCCAAGAGAACCUAAGUUGGUCUCUGGGAUUUGGUAUUCCAAGUGUUUCCAUGCUACUUGCUCUGUUUCUGUUCCUCCUUGGAACUACCUCUUACCGCUUUAGUACUGAAAGAGGAGAGACGAAAAACCCUUUUGCUAGAAUCGGUCAUGUUUUCAAGGAGGCAGUAAAGAACAGAAGACAACCCGAUUUCGAUAUAGCUAACCCAAACGAUACCCUCCUUCUCUUGACUCACGAGAGCUCCAAGCAAUUUAGAUUCCUCGACAGAGCAGCGAUAUCAUGUGAUUCCGCUGAAAUUGAAGAAGCAAAAGCGGUUGUUAGGCUUGUUCCUAUAUGGAUGAGUUGCUUAAUCUACGCCAUUGUAUAUGCGCAAUCCACUACUUUCUUCACAAAGCAAGGAGCCACAAUGGAUAGGUCAAUCUCACAAGGACUCGUAGUCCCUGCAGCUACGCUCCAAUGCGUCAUAAGCCUAACAAUGGUUGUUUUCGUCCCAAUCUAUGACCGUCUACUCGUCCCUAUCGCUAGAUCAUUCACUCAAAUCCCAUCAGGAAUCACAAUGCUUCAAAGGAUUGGCACAGGGAUUUUCCUCUCCAUUCUAGCUAUGGUGAUAGCCGCCUUGGUCGAGACCAAAAGGCUCCAAGCCUCUCGGGAUGAUUUCAACAGUCCGAUUACCGUGUGGUGGUUGAUUCCACAAUACGUAAUCUAUGGAGUCUCCGAUGUGUUCACAAUGGUUGGUUUGCAAGAGUUAUUCUACGACCAAGUCCCUAGUGAGCUUAGGAGCGUUGGUAUGGCUUUGAAUCUAAGCAUAUAUGGGGUCGGCAACUUCCUAAGCAGCUUCAUGAUAUCAAUCAUUGAUAAAGUCACGAGCCAGUCUAGUCAAACGAGCUGGUUCGACAACGACCUGAACCAGGCUCAUCUAGAUUACUUCUACUGGCUACUCGCUUGUCUUAGCUCCAUUGGUUUAGCCUCCUACUUGUGGUUCGCUAAAUCGUAUGUCUACAACAGACCAAACACCUUCUAA